AAGGGGAGGACGACGAGGAGGCCAUGGUGGUGGCCGUAAUCCCGCGGCCGGAGCCGAUGCUCAGAGGGUCUGGAGCCUUCGAUCCACGCCCCGCGAGCUCCGGAUCUUCCGGUGCCCGAGCGCCCCCUCGCCCGGGCCCAGCACGACGGCUUCGAGGUGACGCUGGCGGGUCCCGCCCCCCCCCGCGGAGGCAGAGGCAGAGGCUGGCCCAGGGGCCAGGCCGUGUUCUAGGCCGAGGGCCGAGGGGCUGCAGGGCCUCCACGCCGGAGCUAGGGGCCCCGCACCUUGGUGUCCGGAGCGAUUCGGUGGGUGGAGGCAGGCGCCGCUGCAGCCCGCCAAAAGGUGGAUUGUAAGGGCGCUCCGUGCAGAAAGCUUUCCUACGCCCCCCUCACCAUCCCCGGACCUUGCACUUGCAUAAGCCACAGGUGUCAGAUUCUAGCGCUGCAAGGGUGAAAGGGGUUGCAUACGACACCUAGUUUUGGAAAAGGAGUACUUGCUACGGGCGCCCUCAGCCACUCUAGAAGGGGAUUGGCCUGGGGAGGGGGUUUGAGGAGCAGUCUGGAAGCACUCGCUUUCCCCUCCUCCCUCACCGAUUUCUCCAGUCCUCAGGAUCUUGCAAACCCUAAGAAAACAAAGAGCCACCUUAGUGGAAGACACAGUAUUCAUGAAAAUGCAAAAUCUUUUCGUUCCUAGAUACCCCGUCCCUCAGGAGGACAGUACCCAAAAGGUUGAGAGCAAGGCCAUUCAUUUAGCUUCAGCAGGACAUGAUGAUGUUUCCCUGCACUGCCUCUCCUUUUUGGAAUCAAGAGUGCUAUAAAAUGAGGGAAAUAAAGGCCAUUACCCUUCUCAGAGCUUUCAAUCCAAAAGAGAGGUUCUUUCUGUACUUCUGCUAAUAUUUCUCGUGUGCUGAGUGCCAGGCUGUCUCAGUUAACCCUCUCAACAACCCUGCGAGAGUAUCCUCCUUCCCCAGAGAAGUGAAUUCAUUCAACAAGUAUUUGGGGGCACCUCUUAUAUGUCAGGCACUGUUUUAGGCUGGGCAUGCUAAUCGCUAUAAACAAAGUCGAAACUCUGCUCUUCUGAAACGUAUAUGUAGACACUAAUGACCAAAGAUAGAUGAAGAUAAAUAAAUGUAUAGCAUGUCAGGUGGUUCAGAGAACAGGAAAUCAAAGUAAGGAGAAAAGAGUGAGGGUGUUUCAUUUGGAAUAUCAAGUGGUCGGGAAAACCUUCUCUAAUAAGGUGAAUUUCGAACACAAACCAAAGGAAGCGAGGGAGAGAACCCUGUAGAUAAUUGGAGGUUAAGAAUUUUUGGCAGAGAGACUAGCAAGUACAAAGGUCCUGAAGCAGAAGCUUCUUGAAAGAUUUGGCGUGGGAAAGAAAAACAGACGAAUUCAAGGGUUUUGGCCUGAGCGACUGGAAGGAUGGACUUCCCAUUUGCCGAGAUGGAAAGACUGGAGUGCAGGCCUGCGGGAGAUGGGGAGUUAAGGUUUGAACAUGGCAAGUUUGAGAAGUUUAUGACACAUUCAAGCACAGAUGUCAGAUGGUAAGUAAGACAUGUGAAUCUAAAUUUCCUGGGAGAGUCUGGUUAAAGGUAUAGACGUGGGAGUUGUCAGCAGGCAGGCACUGGGAUGAGACCACCAGAGGAAGGAGGUACAUAAAGAUGGGGUCCCAGGACCGUUGUGGAAUGCUCCAGUGAUUCCAGUGUGGAGACUGAGUCACUCCUCAUCAAACACUUCUGAAUGCCACUACAUGCCAGGCACUGUGCCGAGUGCUGGAGAUACAGUUGUGAAGGAUCAAAAAUCCAUGCUGUCUUGGACCUACAGUGUAGUCAGGAGACAAAGGGAACGAGUAGGAAAUGAAGCAGUGAGGGGAACAGGGAGCUCAGGUGGGGCAGAUGGCAGCUUUCUAAGGGAUGGCAGACAAGCCUUGGGUGAGAAGACAGUUCUGUUCCGGAGAAGAGACUGGCACGGGUGCCCGAAAAAGAGCCCCAGUGAAGUAAGAGAAGAACCAAUAGAAAGUGGUGCCCUGGAGUCCAAGUGACAAAAAUCAAGAUGGAAGAAGCCAUCUGUCAAAGGACAAAGUUGAAGAGCUGACCGCUGGGUUUAGCAUUGGUGACCUUGACAAGAGCUGUUUUGGAGGAGCGGUGGGAAAGAAAGCCCAACUGCAACCAAGAGAUUCCUGCCCACGGUCACAUGGGAGAGGGGUACAACCCAGCCUUGGAGCUAGACCUUCUGAGACCAAGCCAGUUGUCAGACCCAUUUCAAAUGCCACCUCUGCCAGGCAGUCCCCAGGUGUUAGGGUCUCCCAUAUUUGUCUUUCGCUCCAUCUUCACAGGUGGGAGGGAGGUACAGCCACGAGGGAUCAGAAGCGCUGAGCUGCCAGGCUAACGUGGGUCUGAGCCUGCAUCCUUUGCUGAGCUGAGAAGGGUUCCCAUCCUGUCGGAGCUUAUGGUCCACGUGCACAGGGAACAGGUGCUGUGUCGACCAGUAGGGACGAGCGAGGUCACCGCUGCAAAGGCUUUGGGAGGGGAGGCUAUUUCCGACAGGAUGGGAGGCCUUUUGAAGGGGCCUCAACAAGUGGAGGAACAGGCAUGGAUGCCAUUCACUGACCCGAGAAGGCUCAUUGAGCGUCUCCUCUCCUACGUGCCAGGUCCUGCGGGGACAGUAAGAUGACAACAUUUACCAUUCUUGUCUUCAAGGAAGUGCUUCGCCGUGGCCUGGUAGUCGCAUAUGGAUAUAAUCACCUGCCAGGGGUUGGAGGUCAGGAAGGCUUCACAGGGCUGAGGAUUUGAGCAGGGCCAUGAAGGAAGUAGAGGAGUUUGCCAGACUGAUGGGCUGCCAAGGCCGAAGACAUGCAGGAACGCAGUCUGUUGGACUGAAAUACCUGUUGGACCUGUGGUCCGAGACUAGAUUGAGGUAGCAGGAUGCCGAGGCAUGUAGGCUGUGUUUAUCGUGGCUAGUGCCUUGUGGACUCCAGGGGAGGGGAGAAAGAGACUCUAGGUGGGAAAGUUCCUUCCCUACAUACGCCACCGGGUUUGGGGAAUCCUGUUCUCUAUAUUGUUGGUUGUGGGCACCUUCACUGAUAAUCCCCGCCCCCUCCUCUCCCUCCGUAGUGGCCCAGCGGGCGAAGUCCCCACCGCCAAGGCCCAGCCUGCUAGAGGCAGGUGGCGAUGGCUGUGAGGAGCCCAGGCAGCAGGUGUCUUGGGAGCAGGAGUUCCUGGUGGGGAACGGCCCGGGAGGCAGCGGGCGGGCGCUGUGCAUGGUGUGUGGGGCCGAGAUCCGGGCCCCCUCGGCGGACACGGCGCGCACCCACAUCCUGGAGCAGCACCCUCACACCCUGGACCUGAGCCCUUCCGAGAAGAGCAAUAUCCUGGAGGCCUGGAGUGAGGGGGUGGCCCUUUUGCAAGACUUCAGGGCCGAGCAGCCAUCCCCGCCCCAUUCAGACUCAGGCCAGGAGGUCGAAGUGGACCCAGACUCCGACCCGGACCCUGCCGAAAUGCCAGCAGAGAUUGUCGUUCUCCUCGACUCCGAGGACAACCCCUCCCUCCCUAGAAGGAGCCGGCCCAGGGGACUCCGCCCUCUGGAGCUUCCUGCGGCCCCUGUCCCAGAGCCGGUAAGCAAGAAGCCACGUGGUCAGAGAUGGAAGGAGCCCCCUGGGGAGGAGCCGGUCAGAAAGAAAAGAGGCAGACCCAUGACCAAAACCCUGGACCUGGACCCGGACCCAGACCCAGGUGAAGGCGAGGAAGAUCCCCCCUCACCCGACUCACCCACUGAGACUUUUGCGGCUCCCGCCGAGGUCCGACACUUCACCGACGGUAGCUUCCCCGCUGGCUUCGUCCUCCAGCUCUUCUCCCACACCCAGCUCAGGGCCUCAGACAGCAAGGACUCGCCCAAAGAGGGGAGAGUGGCAGAAAGAGGCCUUCUCCAGCCGGAAAGCCCCUCCCCAGCAGCCAGAGCCCCUGUUGAAAACCCAAGUGGGAUCCUGGCACUGCUCUGCUCAGAGCCCUCCAGCGCCGUCGCUGUCGCACUUCAGAUAAAAGUCAGAGUCCUCGUGGAGACCGGUGGUCCUCAAACCAGGAUCUUCACCUCUUCUGCCCACCAGGGCAUCUGCAUUUGCUCUUCCUCCCGCCAGGAAUGCUGUUCCCCAUCUAGACACGCCGCUGACUCCUCGCUUCCUCUCCCCCUCCGGGGCUUCGCGGGACGCUGGAUCUCCAGGUUAUCCGCGUGCGGCUGGAGGAGCCCCCGGCAGUCAGCCUCCUGCAAGACUGGUCCAAGCAUCCCCAGGGCACCAAGGGUGUGGGAGCAGGUGACAGCCCAGACUGGCCCGCGGUUCUGUCGGAAUCCAGCACCACUGUCGGGGGUCAGCCAGAGGCAGGGAGUGGCCUGUAGGUUCUUGCUUUUCGGGGGGGUGGGAGAGGAGGCAUUGUCCCCCUUCGGCUUAUCACUCAGAGCUGCCCAGCUCGGCCACCUGAUGGAGAGUAAAACCAGGUGCCAAGGCAGAACGGAGGAGGGGAAGGUGGGCAGCAUCCACUAUGACUCGGGGACGCUGGAGAAUGUCUCCCCGAGGUGAGGCGUGAGGCCAGGCCCUGAGGGACGGGGGUGCCAAGGGCUGUCGUGCGGUAGGGCAUUGGGCCUAUGGAGAACACCCACCCGAUCCUUUUGCUGACCCAGACCUCUCUGUCCCCCUGACCUCCUCCCACCCUCUCAGCCCCCCACCAUUCUCCCUUGGCACAGUGCCUUACGCAAGAGGUGGUCGUGACGGUGUUGAACUGAGUCCCACUACCUCGGGGGACGCCUCUCCUCCCCCACCUGUUUAGGCUCCUAAAUCAGGAGGCCUCCAUUACCUCUUCCUGCUCCAUCCCUGCAGGUGGCUGAAGCAGCCUACCUGGGGGCUCGGUCACUCACACUCUCCUCUUCACCCCUUUUCCUGUUGUAUAUAUCUCCUUUGUUGACAAUAAAUUAUUUUUUUUUAUUAAGA
Messenger RNA from Balaenoptera acutorostrata (minke whale), 4974 nucleotides. It is a transcript of the gene SPINDOC, whose product is annotated as spindlin interactor and repressor of chromatin binding. The coding region runs from base 3256 to 4566 and encodes 436 amino acids. The transcript has 7 exons. Gene Ontology annotation, biological process: negative regulation of DNA-templated transcription. The record is from RefSeq and is a predicted model, not a curated record. NCBI's taxonomy places the organism in Eukaryota, Metazoa, Chordata, Mammalia, Artiodactyla, Balaenopteridae.